UGUGACAGGACAGAGUCCAGACGACGCCCGGGUGGACCCGGAACUGGAUUCUGAACUGGUUGUGCGUGAGCUGGAGUCAGUCAUUAAUGAACACGAGCGCCUUACGUCUUCUGCGCACUCUAAUCAAAGAACGGUACAACAGGCGGGGAGUGGUCUCACUUCUUUCGCGUACGACCCAGAAUCUGGGACUGCUCCGUCGACACAGGUGAGUGCCUCCAGGGCAUACCUUGGACUACCACAAGGCAAAAAGCGAAGCUCGAAUACUGUUUCAGGUGAGACACAACAGGAAGAUGAAAAGUCAACGGAAGGAGACAAUUUAGUGAAUAAAGAAGGGAAGGACAUACUGAAAUCAGAAGGAACUAAAGGCAAACCCAAAUUAUUCCUUCCUUUACCUCUUGAUGCAGGACAAACUGAGACAAAUCAUUUAGAGAACGGAGUCCUCGACUAGUCCCGAUGAACCAUUCAGUGCCAAAGUACCGUUCGACAGCGACGAAACCUUGAAAACUCCCAAGAUCCUUUCCUCGCUCUCUCCCAAUUACUCCGAAAAAAUGCAUCAGAAGCUCAGACCAGCUCCUGCCAUCAGAGUCUCAGUCACCACAGAAGCAAGAGGAAGAAAGCCUUUUUUGCUGCAACCACGUAGGCGUCGCGCCGCAACGAUACUGCGGUGACCACAGUCAGGCAGUGUGUCUGGAGUGUGCGUUCGAAUUCCAUCGCAGCUGUGCCGACGUGGAGGGGAUGCAGCAGGCUGCUGUGGCACGCAGGAAAGAGCUGCAACGGCUGUGUGACAGGAUGCUGUACCGCAAAGCCGAGUGGGAAAGUCUUCUAGGUGAGACAAAAACGUACAGGACCUUCGUAACAGAGGAAAAGGAAAAAACACUGUCAACUAUCAAGCAAAUAACAGAGGAGAUAGCGAGAGCCGUACAAGAAAAGGGGGAGGAGCUUGCCCGAGAGGCGGAGAAGCUGUUCGCGGGCGAGCAGGAGAGGUGGAGCCGGCGAGAAGAUGAGGUGAAGCGCGCACUCAGCAUGGCGCAGGAGGCGUACUCGGCCAGCGAUGACGUCGUAAUGACCAGCGACAACAACAAUGUGCUGCUUAGACAGUUUGGAAAGCUUCGCGGCAGGUGUGAUGCCGUGAUGGAGAUCGAAAUAAGUGACGUCAGCGAGAUACUGAAUCAUGUUGAGGUCAAAAGUAAGUGGCUGCAGGAGCUGGCGACCAAUGACGUCAUGGAGCUGAAUGCAGAGCGGUCCAUACCGGUGAAGAAAAUUCAGCCGCUGUCCGAGAGAAGUCUGGAAACUUUUAGACGUAUUUCCCGGAAAAAAGUAAAGAUUUUUUAAAAUAGGGAUUAGAUAUUGUUAAGGAGGGAGAAAGUAGAUGACACUUCAAAGAAGCGAUUGCAAAGAGACGAGCAGAGUGGACGUGGAGGACAGAGACAAACCCAUGGACAAACACACAGAGACACACUUAGACGUACUGGGACAGCGUGUGAAAGGAAGAGGGGGAAGGAAAAGUCUGAAAUUCAAUACUCAGGACAGGAUAGGCACGGUAAGUAUUUGAUGAAGAGGGCUAGCGUAAAACACGCAUGCCGUUUAACUAGUGCCACUGCGUAGGAGAGAAAAGGCGCCAGCUGGAGAAACGGGGCUGGAAUUCAUGUCAAGCCAUUAACGGACCGGUCACACCUCUGUCUUCGCAACGCAGGUGCCCGCGAUGGGCGCACAACUAAGCACACAGAGCAUGUCACGACCACGACAAGGCAUAUGCACUCCACGCAGGAUAGAGGUUACCGGCUUGACCGAUGUGUAAGUUAAAGGCUCGACAUGAAUCCCAAACCCAGAGCAUCAGUCAGUCUCGAUCGAGUCCUUUAUAUUCUACCAUUUGUGCUUUACCAAAGUUGCGCAGUGCAUGUGUGUGUGUCUGAGCCCUCGUUGUUGACUAUGUGGUCUGUUUGACGUGUUGCUAGGCGACAGGCAUUAAAGAGCAGCACAUUCGAGGGAAAAGGCGGCAACUCCCUACUCCCACCUUCACGGAGUGGCCAGCGGGCGUCCCUCGCCAGGUCUCUCGCCUCUACGGGCAGCCUGGCAUCACUCACUGCCUCCACGCCCAGUAUGAGCUUCCUGGAUGGACCGCAGUCUGUGAGAUUUGUUC
Messenger RNA from Pomacea canaliculata, 2140 nucleotides. RefSeq lists its product as uncharacterized. The coding region runs from base 736 to 1332 and encodes 198 amino acids. The record is from RefSeq and is a predicted model, not a curated record. Lineage: Eukaryota; Metazoa; Mollusca; Gastropoda; Architaenioglossa; Ampullariidae. The transcript is spliced from 3 exons.